Messenger RNA from Lolium rigidum, 831 nucleotides. Its product is annotated as E3 ubiquitin-protein ligase SINA-like 11. Gene Ontology annotation, molecular function: ubiquitin protein ligase activity; zinc ion binding. Lineage: Eukaryota; Viridiplantae; Streptophyta; Magnoliopsida; Poales; Poaceae. The transcript is spliced from 2 exons. The record is from RefSeq and is a predicted model, not a curated record. Gene Ontology annotation, cellular component: cytoplasm. Bases 1 to 831 code for a protein of 276 amino acids.
AUGGCACUGCCGGCGAAGCGGAAGCCGCUCGAGAACGUGACGGUGGAGGACGCCGAUACCCUCGACUGCGGCAUCUGCUAUCGCCCUCUCAAGCCGCCAGUCUUCCAGUGCGCCGUCGGCCACUCCAUAUGCUCGCGGUGCCGCGACAAGCUGGUGGCUGCGGGGCGGAGCCUGCAGUGCCACGUGUGCCGCGUCCCACUGAUCGGCGGCUAUCAGCGGUGCAUCGCCCUGGAGAAGGUGCUGGACUCCAUCCGUUUGCCGUGCGAGAACGCCGCCCACGGCUGCGACGUCAGGCCGGCGCACUACGACCACGGCGAGCACGCAAGGGAGUGCCCCCACAAGCCGUGCUACUGCCCGGCGGACGCGUGCGGCUUCGCCGGCUCCACGGCGGCGCUACUGGGCCACAUGGCGGCCGCGCACGGGUGGCCGUGCACGACGGACACCCGGCCGUGGGUGUGCGUCAAGGUGAACCUCCGCGACGGCUUCAACGCCGUCUCCGUCCACGCCAGCGGGCAGCAGCACCUGUUCCUGCUGAAUGUGGCGCGGAGCCCGUUCGGGCGCGCGAUCUCCGUCUCGUGCGUGCAUCCUCAUCAGACCGUGGGGUUCGAGGUGCGGCUCAAGUACUCUCGCAACGAAAACGCCCAUGCCGGCGGCGUCUGCCGCGGGCAUAGCCAGCAGAGUCAGUUCACCGUGGCGUGCACUGACCUCUCCGGUGGGCCGCCCAGCUCCGACGAGUCCUUCCAGUUCUUCCUGCCCAAGUGCGUUCAUCCGGAUUUCAUCCGGACUAUCGCUGCCACUUUCGAAGUUCUGCAUGUCACCAUUAGUGUAUGA